Galendromus occidentalis (western predatory mite) is the source of this 1983-nucleotide messenger RNA. RefSeq names its product liver carboxylesterase 2. The record is from RefSeq and is a predicted model, not a curated record. Bases 1 to 1983 code for a protein of 660 amino acids. Lineage: Eukaryota; Metazoa; Arthropoda; Arachnida; Mesostigmata; Phytoseiidae. The transcript is spliced from 15 exons.
AUGUCGAGCUCAUGCGCCCUGUCCGACAAGAGGAAAGCUCAGUCGAAAUUCGUCGGAUUGUCGGAGCUACCUCGUAUCCCGUUCCCUCCGCCCGGAGGUUCAAAAUCCUCCCAGCAAGUAUCGCCGGACAUUGCGAAAUCCUCACCGACGCGUGUCGUUCUCGACCAAGGAGUUAUCCGUGGGAAGCGCGUACAGUCCCCGUCGGACCGGGGCUUGGUGGCAUUUCUUGGAGUGCCUUUCGCCGCUCCCCCGCUGUCAAACCUCCGAUUCAAGAGACCUCAAGCCCAUCUCGGCUGGAAUGGUGUUUGGGACGGGACCGAGUUCAGAGACGUUUGCCCUCAACUGGACUACAGAGGCCGUCCUGUGGGGAGCGAAGAUUGUCUAUUUUUGAACGUGUUUACACCCGGUAUCAAGAAGGGAACCACGUUUCCUGUGCUGGUUUUCCUCCAUGGCGGUAAUUUCGAUUCGGGCAGCGGCAAUUACUACGGACCGCAAGCCCUCGUUGACCAGAACCUCGUCGUUGUCACCCUCAAUUACCGAUUGGGGAUUCUCGGUUUCGCUUCCACUGAAGACGAAGCACUUCCCGGAAAUCUCGGACUCCGCGACCAACUGCUGGCUCUGCAAUGGGUCCGGGAUAACAUCGCCGUUUUCGGAGGUCAACCGGAUCGUGUGACUCUAAUGGGUCAGGGCUCGGGCGCGAUUUGUGUCAUGCUGCACGCCGUCUCUCCUCAGAGUAAGGGGCUCUUCCACCGGCUCAUCGUGCAGUCAGGAACCCCCCUCGCUGAGUCGGCGCUCCACGUCAACGCACGCGAAACGCUUCAAAACGCUGCCGGGAGCCUCCAAAGUUGCGAAAUUUUGUCAAGUCAUGACAUUUUGGCUUGUCUCACAAAAACACCUAUCAGAGACCUGCUCCGACUCCAACAGGAGACAAAGAUCUUCGCCGAUUAUCCGGUAAAAUACACACCGCGAAUAGAUUCGGACCUCUCCGAUGCCUUGGUGCCCUCGAGCUUCUCGCAACUCCUGAGCUCAGGAGUCCCGGUCAAAGUACCGACGCUCAUCGGGUUCAAUAUGCACGAAACCGCCUUCUUGUAUCCCGAGCUCUUAGCGUUGCUGCGCACCGAGCUCGGAAGUGACCAGGAUUAUGUGAGGAAUAUUUUGCUGCCGAAGUAUUUCCGAACCGCUCUUGGCGUUAGGGAGCCUACGCGGGACCAGCUCGACGAAAUCUAUGAGAGCUACUUUUCUGGUAUCAAUUAUAAGGAUCACGACGGAAUCAUCCAAGCGUUCGUCAACAUGUCGACAGCUUCGCUGUAUUCGGUUCCAAUCUUGGAGACAGCGAUUAUGCUGGCGAGAUCGUCGCCGCAGACCUUCUUGUACUCGUUCUCUUACAGAGGAGACAUCAGCAUGCUCGAUUCGAAGCUUGGCCCGAGCGCGUCGAGACGUGUCAAUCUGGGCCCAUCGCACGGGGACGAGCUCUUGUACUUAUUCCAAGUUCUAGGAAACGGUUUGCGGCCCUCGACGAAUCUCGUCGAUGGAAUGAUAUCAAGGAGAAUGAUUCGGAUGUGGUCGGACUUCGCGCAUGGCGGGAAUCCCGUCCCCAAUCCUGACCCCGAGUACCUGCCCUUUGCGGCGUCGAGCCCUUCGAACGUGACCGUCUACCGUAUCGGGCGAUCUUUGCGCCCAUCACCCCUAGACGCGUUCGAAGCGGAAAGCGUUGCUCUGUGGAGAUCUGUCUUGCCGAAUGCGUACGAUGGCAGAGAGAGCUCUCAGACGAUUUCACAGGUUGCCUUGUCAGGAUCGAGUCUCGUGGAUCCUGUGUACCGCACCCUGGCCUACUCCAUGUUGACCGUUGCUCUGGCCCUCCUCGUAGCGGUGGGAGUUCUCCUCGUCAUUAUCUAUCGGCAAACUAAAAGCAGCACGUUCAUGUGCGGCAGUGCGGAGACCAGUUCCCGUGCCUCGCCGGACACUAGUUACCACAUAUACUGA